CUUGCAGGGCAGUCACAAGAUCACCGGAAUAAUAGCAGCUGUUUCAAUUUUAUCUGAGACCUACUCAAAGAAGAUCCUUACAUUUCUUAUAAGAAAAUACUAAUUCGUGACAUCCACCUUGCAUCAAAUACAAAUUGUAUAUGAUAAUCUGAUAUACAGAGAACUAUAUACGAUAUUAGUAUUAUCUACAUUAGUAAUAAUUGCCAUUAUCUUAGAAAGAAAUCAGUUUUUAUCUGUGGACUGUGAUAAGUGAAAAGCACACAUUCGGCUCCGGAAAAAUAACAAUUAUGGUGUUCAAAUCGCUCUACGCCUUGAAUUUCAUUGAUAUAAUAUCUUUCGGAUUGCUUGCGCCAACCACCAACGUUCAUGUGCUCUCCCUGGGAGGCAAUAAAUUCCUAAUAGGAUUCCUCGCAUCUUCGCACAGUUUUCUGCAGUUGUUAACAUCUCCGAUAAUCGGCAGCUGGAGCGACAGGAAUGGUCGUAAACCGGCCGCAUUGUUGACACUAACUGUAACAUUCUUCAGCUACAUUUUGUUAGGAGUUGAUUCGCUUUACUGCUACAUCUUCUCUCGACUGCUCUUGGGUCUUUCUUGCCACACGAAGCUCUUGUUCAGGGCUUUGAUAGCUGACCAUGCGAGCGUUGAGGAACAAUCCGAGAUAUACGCAAAGGUUGGAGCGUUGGGGGCAAUAGCCUUCAUCUUGGGUCCUAUCAUCGGAGGACACAUAGCCGAAGCCGACUAUGGGUUUAAAAAGCUUGGUUUCUUGCUCUCAGGUUUAACUGCUGCUAGCUUAGUAAUAAUAUUUAGUUUGAAACCAAAGAAGGUAGCUGCUAUAAGCGAUGCGAAGAAAGGCGCAGCGUUCAAAACAAUGUUCGAGCCGAAGUGGAGGAUUCUCUUCAGCUUAAAUUUCCUCAUCUCCAUAGUUUAUAGUACAUUCUACCAAACGUUCGGUAUGAUCCUAAACGAGUCCUUCGGAGCUUCGCAUAGAGAAGUUGGCUACGUUAUAGCGUUCCAUAGCUUAGUAUUGAUCUUCGCCAAUUUAUACGCGAAGCAAAUAAAAUCCGCAUUUGCGGAUGACGUUAGACGAAUUGCAAGAUUCUCCGUUACCGGACUUUUAAUCACGUUCAUAUCUUAUUACCUGCUUCCCAGUUUCUGGGCUAUGGUGGCUGUGAUGUUACCAUUUUCUUUCUGCCGUACACUCCUAGACGUGACGUUCAAUGAUAUUCUGAUUCGAGGAGUUCAGGAUGGCGAGAAGGGUCAGGUUAUGGGAGCUUAUGAUAGCGUGGAUAUGAUGGCGGGGCUCGUGACACCACUCCUCUGCGGUUUGCUUGCAGAACAGUUCGGAUACAACUUCUGCAUUCUACUAUGUACUUUGCCUUUAAUGCUAAUCCUAGGUUUGAUCAACAAACUGGACAUGAAAUUGGACUAAAUUAUGUAAUAAAUAUGUACACUGCAAGUAGAAGGAAUA
Messenger RNA from Nicrophorus vespilloides, 1466 nucleotides. Its product is annotated as major facilitator superfamily domain-containing protein 9-like. Bases 288 to 1427 code for a protein of 379 amino acids. The transcript is spliced from 5 exons. Gene Ontology annotation, molecular function: transmembrane transporter activity. Gene Ontology annotation, biological process: transmembrane transport. The record is from RefSeq and is a predicted model, not a curated record. NCBI's taxonomy places the organism in Eukaryota, Metazoa, Arthropoda, Insecta, Coleoptera, Silphidae.